Molecule: messenger RNA, 3203 nt
Organism: Pterocles gutturalis (yellow-throated sandgrouse)
Lineage: Eukaryota; Metazoa; Chordata; Aves; Pterocliformes; Pteroclidae
Product: retinal-specific ATP-binding cassette transporter-like
Exons: 21
Biological process (GO): transmembrane transport; lipid transport
Cellular component (GO): intracellular membrane-bounded organelle; membrane
Molecular function (GO): ATPase-coupled intramembrane lipid carrier activity; ABC-type transporter activity; ATP hydrolysis activity
Source: RefSeq, a predicted model, not a curated record
GACUCUCUGAAGCACCCUACAGUGAGGGACUUCUUGAACAGCCAGAUGGGUGCUGAAGGCUUAACUGCUGAACACAUAAUCAACUUUCUCCACAAUGGGUCUCCAGGGAGCCGGGAGAAGGGAAUGGCAGACUUUGACUGGCGGAACAUCUUCAGUGCUGCAGACCAAGCUCUGCGUUUGUUCAGUCAGUAUCUGGAGUGCUUGACCUUGGAUAAAUUUGAAGGUUAUCUUGACGAAACUCAACUGACUCAUCAAGCCCUUCAUCUGCUGGAGGAAAACAAAUUCUGGGCUGGUGUGGUUUUUCCAGACAUAGAGCCUACAAGCAGCAGUCUUCCACCACUGGUGAAAUACAAGAUCCGGAUGGAUAUAGAUGCAGUGGAGAAAACAAACAAAAUCAAAGACAGGUACUGGGAUCCUGGUCCAAGAGCUGAUCCUGUGGAUGAUUUACGUUAUAUCUGGGGAGGCUUUGCAUAUCUCCAAGACAUGAUUGAGCAUGGGAUUAUAAAGACCCAGACCAAUGUUGAAGUGCCAUUAGGAAUUUAUCUGCAGCAAAUGCCAUAUCCAUGUUUUGUGGAUGAUGUCUUCAUGAUCACCUUAAACCGUGCCUUUCCCAUCUUCAUGGUAUUGGCUUGGAUAUAUUCAGUUUCCAUGACUGUGAAGAGUAUAGUGCUGGAGAAGGAAAUGCAUCUGAAAGAGGCUAUGAAGAACAGGGGUGUAACUAAUGGGGUGAUCUGGUGCGCUUGGUUCCUAGACAGCUUCGUCAUGAUGGCUGUGAGCACGUUCCUCCUCACAGCACUGAUUAUGCAUGUAGCAGUACUACAUUACAGCAGUCCACUUCUCUUCUUUCUAUUCCUACUGACAUUCACCACAGCCACUAUAAUGCAGUGUUUCUUGUUCAGCACCUUCUUCUCCAAAGCAAAUCUGGCAGCUGCCUGCAGUGGAGUCAUCUACUUCACCUUGUACCUGCCUCACAUUGUCUGCUUUGUCUGGCAAGACCGCAUGACUGUUAAUCUGAAGAUCCUAGCAAGUUUGCUUUCUCAAGUAGCUUUUGGCUUCGGUACAGAAUACUUGUCACGCUAUGAAGAGCAAGGUCUUGGCCUACAGUGGGGUAACAUCAGAACUAGUCCCUUGGAAGGAGAUGAAUACAGUUUUAUUUUUUCCAUUAAAAUGAUGCUUUUUGAUGCUUUUCUCUAUGGAAUACUUUCUUGGUAUCUUGAUAAUGUUUUUCCAGGGGACUAUGGGCUACCACAGCCUUGGUAUUUCCCUGUGCAGGAAUCUUAUUGGCUUGGCUCUAGAAACCUAAAAGCUGAGAAAACACCAACUGCUGAUGUAAAUACCUUCUUUGAGCCUGAGCCAACAGGAUUGAUUCCAGGAGUAUGCAUUCAGAACCUGGUGAAGAUUUUUGCAAACAGGCCCAAGCCAGCAAUAGAUGGGAUGAAUAUUACUUUUUAUGAGGGCCAGAUCACAGCCUUCCUUGGUCACAAUGGAGCAGGAAAGACAACCACCAUGUCGAUACUAACAGGCCUCUUCCCACCCACCUCUGGAACUGUUCUGAUUGGCGGCCUGGAUAUUCAGACUCACAUGGACUGCGUUCGGCACAGAUUAGGCAUGUGCCCUCAGUAUAACAUCUUAUUCAAUCACCUUACUGUAGCAGAACACAUCUUGUUUUAUUCCCAACUGAAAGGGAGAUCCAGGGAUGAAGCUGAGCAAGAGUUGGAAACAAUGCUAGAAGACAUGGGCCUCACCCACAAAAGGAAUGAAGAAGCUCAGAAUUUGUCAGGUGGAAUGCAAAGGAAACUGUCUGUUGCCAUUGCUUUUGUGGGUGAAGCGAAAGUGGUGGUCUUGGAUGAGCCCACUUCUGGAGUUGAUCCAUAUUCCAGGCGAUCUAUCUGGGAUCUUUUGCUGAAGUAUCGCUCAGGCAGAACCAUCAUCCUCUCAACCCAUCACAUGGAUGAGGCAGACAUCCUUGGAGACAGAGUAGCCAUCAUAUCCCAAGGGAAACUCUUCUGCUCGGGCUCUCCUGUAUUCCUAAAGAACUGCUUUGGGUCUGGCUUCUAUCUCACUCUUGUUCGCAAGAUGAAAAACACCAGAAUGGGAAGGGCUACAUCGCUUUGUAGCUGUGGAUCUCAGUGCUCCUGCUCCUGCUCCAGCUGUGCACGGAGGGACAGAGAAGAAGUUCCAGAGCAGGAACUGGAUGGAGAUCUAAAUGAGCUAGAAGAAAUAAUUCAUCAUCAUAUCCCAGAAGCAAAAUUAAUUGAAAGCAUUGGUCAGGAACUCAUUUACCUUUUGCCCAAUAAACACUUCAAACAGCGAUCUUAUGCCAGUCUCUUCAGAGAACUGGAGGAAACAUUGGAUGACCUGGGACUCAGCAGUUUUGGAGUUUCAGACACACCACUUGAAGAGGUUUUCCUAAAGGUCACAGCAGAAGCUGACCCUGGAAUGCAAAAAGCAGGAGACACUCAAGAAAAUGGUUCUACUCUUGACAAAACUUCUACUGAGAACAAACCAGCUGAAAAAACCCCACUGAAAACUAAUGACAUUUCUCAAAUGCCAGUAGGCAUAGCAGGAGAUCAAAAUGAAGGCAAAGGGUCCCGACAGUAUAAAGGUUUUCAGCUUGUACAUCAGCAGAUCAAAGCACUGCUCAUCAAACGGUUCCACCAUGCCUCCCGCAGCCACAAGGACUUCCUAGCACAGAUUGUUCUCCCUGCUAGUUUUGUGUUGCUGUCUUUAAUACUUACAGUCAUUAUUCCUCCAUUUGGAGAAUAUCCCGCUUUAACCUUACACCCUUGGAUCUAUGGACAACAGUUUACUUUCUUCAGCAAUGAGCGUCCUGGCAGUGAGCAGAUGGUCUCCCUCACUGAUGCUUUCUUGAAUAAACCAGGAUUUGGAAAUCGCUGCAUGAAGAAUCAGCCUCUUCCGGACUACCCAUGCAAUAAUAUGCCAACUGCCUGGAACACACCUGCUGUUCAUCCUAACCUGAGCAGCCUCCUGCUGAGCCAGAAGUGGAGCCCUGAGAAUCCUUCACCUUCCUGCAAGUGCAGCACUCACAAGAAACUUACUAUGCUGCCAGAAUGCCCUGCAGGCGCAGGAGGUCUCCCGCCACCACAGAGAGUGCAGCAUAGCACAGAAAUUCUUCAAGAUCUGACCCACAGAAAUAUUUCAGAUUUUCUGGUGAAAACAUAUCCCACUUUGAUAAAAGGGAG